AUGAGUACACUGGACCGAUUUAUACGCGCUAAUAUAAAGCUCGUUCACUUCGAACAGGAGCUUACCGAUGCGUCCAUAGAGAACUCUUCAGUUUUUGCUCUCGAGGUUCAUCGAGAGGAGCUCAGGUCCAUUUGGGGCUCAGUUAAGUCUCUUUACGAGAAAUGUGUAGACGAAGUGGACCAAAAGGCCAAGAAAAAGGGCAAAGAUGGGACAGAUCCAUUAUCCUCUAGCGACGUCAGCGACGAGACUCAUAUGGAAAGCAUUAAUGCACGUUAUCAUGCAUCAUACGAAACGUAUGUUAAGAUAGUAUCAAAAAUCAGCGCUGGAAUACAUGACCGUGGCCGGAACACUUCUUCAUUACCUCCCUCACCCUUUUCAAUCACACCACACUCCAAUUUCCAUCUGCCUGCGUGUGAUACUGAAACGUUUUGUGGGGACUAUAAGUCCUGGCCUUCCUUUCGAGACAUGUUCUCGGCAAUUUAUGUCAAUAACUCCAGCCUAUCUAACGUCCAAAAGCUUUUUUAUUUAAUGAAGAAAACGGAAGGUGAAGCUCAUGACAUCGUGAUGAAAGGUCCUUUGACGAACAGUGGUUUCGACACGGCUUGGGCAAAUCUUGUAGAUAGAUUUGAGAACAAGCGAAUGCUAGUUCAUAGCCAGCUGCGCGUUUUGUUUAAUCUCUCCCCAGUCAAAUCCGAAAAUGGCGAGGAUAUAAAAUGCUUACAGAGAGACAUCAAUUCUUGUAUCUCAUCACUACAGAUGUACCAUAUUGAUAUCUCGAGUUGGGAUCCAAUCUUUGUUUAUAUCUGUUCGACAAAAUUGCCCCGCACAACUCUUUCCUUGUGGGAACAUUCAAUACAAAACAAAAAGGACAUUUCCAACUGGUCCGAUUUAAAUAAUUUUCUUUCCAGUAGGUUUCAGACUCUUGAGACUAUUUCUGAAAUCAAUUGCCAGUCGUCCUCACACGAUUCUAGACAAACUGGUUUGAGAAAAUCCAGUCAAAACGUUUCGAAACAAAUUAACUCCAACCACACUAACGUUUCUGCUACCCCAGCGAAACAUCUUUGUAACCUAUGCAGUUUAGAGACUCACAUUAUCCGCAAAUGCCCAAAAUUUAUUCAGAUGUGUCCAGAGGAGAGAUUAUCGUGCAUCAGGAAAUUGAAUUUGUGUUUGAAUUGCUUUGCUGGUGGCCAUAGUGUAAAGGAGUGUAAAAGCUCACACAACUGCUUUACAUGUAAGAAACGACACAACACGCUACUUCACCGUGAUGCAACCAUUCAAGUUGCGCAAUAUCCUAACACUAAUGCGCAUGCUGUGCUAACGGAUUUUGACCCAGAUACAUCCAUCAUACAGUCCACUUCUCUUAACCCAACUGAAACCUAUAACGCUGUUUCAGAAUCCGUAGCAUGUUCUCCGACCUCUUUAAACAGUGUUCAGUCAUGCUUUGCCUCGCACACCCGCAAUGUCCUUUUAGGUACAGCGUUGGUUCAAAUCAGGCAUUCAGGGUUGACAUACAUCGUUCGGGCUUUAAUAGACUCAGGUUCACAAGGAACUUUUCUGUCUGAGAAGAUAUUCCAUACGCUUAAAAUUCCAUUUCAACGCAUUGAUGCUGAAAUUACGGGCCUUAACGGCGUUCCUUCAGCCACCGUUAGGAAACUGGCAAAAUUUACAAUAAGUCCGCGUUUCGAUUCUCAACUGGAGAUGAACGUAACUGCGUUAGUAAUUCCCCAACUUUCAAGAGACCUUCCCUCUAGAUCGAUCAAUCCUUCAAUAUUAAACCUUUUUAACAAUAUAUUGCUUGAUGGAGUAAAACGUGAUAUUUGUGGGUCGCUGGUUGCUCAAGAGACUAUUUUUGGCUGGAUUGUGUCCGGUUCAGUCCAAAAUACGGAGAAUAUUUCCUCUUUUUCAUCUCUAGUUUCAUUUCUUUCUGAAAAAAGUUUGGAAAAAACGCUAAGACGUUUUUGGGAGGUGGAGAAUCUUCCUCGAAAGCAGCAUCUGUCCGAAGACGAUGAGUUUUGCGAGAAACUGUAUAAGGAAACCACAACUAGGGAUGAAAGUGGCAGAUUCACAGUUGGCCUUCCCUUCAAACACACAAUUUUGAAUUCAACAAUGCAAUUGGGACAGUCCAGGACCAUUGCAAAGGCACAGUUCUUGCGGAAUGAGUCUCGCUUAUUGAAGAAUCUGGAGCGAAAAAAUGAGUACGAUGCCGUAGUCGAAGAAUACCUGGAUUUAGGGCACAUGAAAAGCGUUCCAGCUCCCAUUCAUCAAAAUUAUCCGCAGCACUAUUACCUUCCACAUCAUUCAGUCGUUAAACCGGAGAGCACCACCACGAAAGUUCGAGUGGUAUUUAAUGCCUCCUGUCCGACUUCCUCCGGAGUAUCCUUGAACGAUAUCCUUCACACUGGACCUGCAUUACAGAAUGAUCUGGUCCUGCUUCUUCUUAGGUGGCGCUUUUAUCGCUUCGUCUUUUGUGCUGACAUUCAGAAGAUGUAUCGGCAAAUUAAAGUCCAUCCCAAAGACACUUGCUACCAAAGAAUUCUAUUUCGCAGGGAUCCGUGUGAGGAAAUAUCUGAUUAUGAGUUAACGACAGUAACAUUUGGCGUCAACGCAGCUCCUUAUCUGGCAAUAAGAACCCUCCUACAAUUGGCGGAAGAGUCCGAGAGGUCCCUUCCCAUUGCCAGUGAAAUUAUUAGGGAUUCCAUGUAUGUUGAUGAUGUUAUAGCUGGGAGCCAUCAUAUUCCUGACGCUCUCUCCGCAAGGACACAGUUGAUUAUCGCGAUGAGUUCGGCACAUUUUCCUCUGCGUAAGUGGGCAUCCAAUUGUAUUGAGAUCCUUGCGGGUUUACCGAAAGAUCAUCUUCUGAAAGAGGACUUUUUAAGCUUCGACGAUAGUAGCCACACUAAAACACUUGGUAUCAGAUGGAACGCCAAGUCAGAUAAUUUCUUCUUCAGGUGCAACGCAAUUUCAGACAAAUUAUCCUAUACAAAAAGGGAAGUGUUAUCGGAGAUUUCUAAAAUCUUCGAUCCAGCAGGCUGGCUAGCCCCCAUUAUAGUCCUGACCAAGAUACUCAUGCGAAAAAUUUGGUUGUCUAAUGUUGGUUGGGACGAAUCCAUUAAUUCCGAUUGGCUGCAUGACUGGAAACGUUUCCUUAGCAGUUAUUCAUUGAUAGACACCAUUCAAUUACCGAGAUGGCUCUCAUAUUCCCCUUCCUGUCAUGUUCAGUUCCAUGCCUUCUGCGAUGCAUCGGAGAAUGCAUAUGCGACAGUGAUAUACACCAGAAUUCUUCUGGAGGACGACUCCGUUUAUGUAGCACUAUUAACCUCCAAGUCCAAAGUUGCUCCAGUCAAUACGCUUUCCAUACCCCGUCUGGAACUCUGCGGAGCCACACUUUUAGCUGAGUUAGUUGAUUCUGUCAUUCCAUCCAUGCACCUUCCAAGCUAUGAAAUAUACAAGUGGACAGACUCUACUAUAGUCCUGGCAUGGCUUCGAAAGCCUUCAUGUUAUUGGAAAGUGUUUGUAGCGAACCGAGUAUCUACAAUUACCGAACUAGUUGGAAUCGACAAUUGGUUCCACGUUGAGUCUGAAUCGAAUCCAGCAGAUUUAGUUAGUAGGGGAGUCUACCCCGAAGAUCUAGUCGCCUGCAACCUUUGGUGGAAUGGACCGCAAUGGCUGCAGUUAUCGCCAGAAUUUUGGCCCGUAACCUCAGAUACCGCCAUGGAUACACAACUGGAACAGAAACCAAUAGCUGCCCAUAUUUCCAUACUGCCAGAAGAACCUGAUCUUCUGGAACGUUUUUCCUCUUUUAAUAGGGCAAUUCAGGUUCUCUGUUACAUUUUUCGUUUUUUCCAUCGGACACAUCCAAAUCACCGGCAGUGCAAACAAUUUACUUCAACACUUUUGACUGCCUCAGAAGUGACUCAUGUGAAAAGACGUCUUAUAACCUUAGCUCAAACCAGACACUUUCCUGAGAUUUUUAAAGCUAUAGAGAAAAAGUACAGUCGCUCCGAACAUGCUUCAACAUCUCAUCCAACGCACGCUAUGCUACCACAUCAAAGAAUUACUGUACUACCCACGGCUAUCAUUAAAAUUGCAUGGAAAAACCGCUUAUAUCCAGUAAGGGCACUUAUCGAUACGGGUUCUGCUGUAAGCCGUAUUGCAAAAGCCAUUGUGACAAAACACCACUUACUGACCAGCCGCAUGGGAGAGUCGGAAAUGUGCCAAAUUGUUUUUCGGGCUCAUUCUGGAAACACCACCAAGAUUUCAAUGUGCGCUCGUGUUGAUAACCGAAUCUCCAUGGUAACACCCAUCUCAACGUUGUCAAUGGCAUUCAAAGAAAAAUUUCUUAACUUGGUACUGGCAGACCCCGACUUUCUUGAAAGUAACCCGAUUUCAAUAGUCCUCGGGGCGGACAUCUACCCUAAGCUCAUACUCAGCGGUGUCAUACCCACCGGCGAGGGAUCUUUAAUGGCGCAAAACUCAACACUCGGAUGGCUAGUAUCUGGCACUUGUGCAGCAUAA
Stomoxys calcitrans (stable fly) is the source of this 4515-nucleotide messenger RNA. RefSeq lists its product as uncharacterized. The transcript has 3 exons. Gene Ontology annotation, molecular function: zinc ion binding; aspartic-type endopeptidase activity; nucleic acid binding. The coding region runs from base 1 to 4515 and encodes 1504 amino acids. Gene Ontology annotation, biological process: proteolysis. The record is from RefSeq and is a predicted model, not a curated record. NCBI's taxonomy places the organism in Eukaryota, Metazoa, Arthropoda, Insecta, Diptera, Muscidae.